AUGAAACAACCCACAGAAUAUUCCUGGACUGCACGAGUCACCGAUACACUUGUCAGUUAUUGGAAUGUAGUUCUCGUUCUCCUUGUGAUCUACUACUUCACUGCCACCGUCUUCAGCCGUGGCCUUCAUAGAAUCCCUGGGCCUUUCCUUCGAACAAUCUCCCCGAUACCGCGACUAUGGUCUGUGUAUAAGGGUUUCAGUCAUGAAGAUGAUUCCGCUUUGCAUGAGAGAUACGGACCAAUUGUUCGCCUGGGGCCUAACCUCGUCUCUAUAAACAGCGCAGAUGAGCUCAAUACCAUCUAUGGAGUUUCAGCCCUGUUUUACAAGUCUCGAUUCUAUUCUCUUGCCGAGGGAUAUGACGAAGAAGGGCUCAUUCCCGAUCCAUUCGUGACGACCGAUAAGCUCAUGCAUUCGAGACUCAGACGCGGUGCUGCAAAUGCAUACUCUCUAAACUCGAUGGUGCAACUGGAAGCAUACGUUGACCCCGUUACUGAGCGGUUGGCAAACAAAAUCCGGAAAGAAUAUGCGACAGGAAAGAAGACUGUUAAUCUCGGCAAGCUUGUGCAGCAGUACGCCAUGGACGCCAUAUGCGCAUUAACAUACGGCAAAGACCUGAACCACAUCGAAAAAGGAGACUACCUUGGGUUCUUCAAAACAAGCUUAAUCAUAAAUAGCUACAUGAGCAUUUUCGGCCAAAUCCCCUGGAUCCAUAGAUUUCUUCUCGGAAACUCGUUCAUAGCACCCUUCAUUCUCGGCCCCGAAAGUAAUGAAAAGAUCAUUCAGCUUGCCAAAGAAGAAAUAGCAGCGGAUGGUCUAAGGGGCGAAGGGAAAGACGAGUCACUAGACCAGCCCUCAACCUUUUUACAGCGCCUACUCUCUAAUCAAAGAACAAACCCUAAAUCAAUCAAUGAGCGUGAGAUAAUGGCACACUGCUUCAACAAUAUCGCUGCCGGCAGUGAUACGACGGCCAUCUCUAUACGGAGUAUACUAUUCAACACGUUGAAGCAUCCUCGCGUCCACCAGUUAUUAAAAAAUGAAAUCCGCGAGGCGUUCCCAGCGUCCGGACUGGGAUCAAAACUUAUAUCUUUUCGACAAGUCAGCAAGCUUCCUUACCUAGGGGCGGUGAUUAUGGAGGGAAUCCGGCUUCAUCCAUCAGUUGGCCUGAUGCUGGGUCGUGUUGUGCCUGAGCCUGGUGAAACCAUUUGCGGAUAUUUCCUAAAGCCCGGCGUGGAGGUUGGGAUAAAUCCUUGGCUUCUGCAACGCAAUUCGGAGGUCUUUCCGAAAUCAGACGACUUUUAUCCAGAUCGCUGGCUGCCUGAGAACACUUCCAAGGAGAGGCUUAUAUUAAUGAACAAAUGUUGGAUUCCGUUUGGCCACGGGGCACAUACUUGUAGUGGCAGGUGGAUUAGUUGGAUGAUGAUUCACAAAGUAAUUGCUACGCUCAUCCUGCUAUUUGAUAUGGACUUGGUGGAAGGCGGAAAAGAUUACACUUUUCGAAACUACUGGCUCACCCCACAGGAAGGACUAUAUAUAUCGCUAACGAGUACCUCUUCUUAG
Messenger RNA from Clonostachys rhizophaga, 1557 nucleotides. NCBI's taxonomy places the organism in Eukaryota, Fungi, Ascomycota, Sordariomycetes, Hypocreales, Bionectriaceae. The record is from the annotation of a GenBank genome assembly.